This is a messenger RNA of Amphiprion ocellaris (clown anemonefish), 1966 nucleotides long. RefSeq names its product taxilin gamma (gene txlng). Gene Ontology annotation, molecular function: syntaxin binding. Gene Ontology annotation, biological process: regulation of cell cycle. NCBI's taxonomy places the organism in Eukaryota, Metazoa, Chordata, Actinopteri, Pomacentridae. The record is from RefSeq and is a predicted model, not a curated record. The transcript has 11 exons. Bases 65 to 1504 code for a protein of 479 amino acids.
CUUACAACUCAACUGUGUCCUGCUUUCAUCCACAGUGAAAACACACAGCUUGUGAUCAACACUGAUGGAGACAACAGGAGUCUGUGAGAUUGAUGUGGCGAACAGAAGAAUUGUGGGAGGCAGUGAUUCUCCACCUGACCUGGACAGCCCAUCUCAGGAGGAGGUUACAGAGUUUGGUUUGGAGUUGUGCUGCACUGAGGAGGAGGAGAGAGGAGAAACUCCAGGCAGAGAGGACAGUCCCAGUGACCUAGGCGAGGCAGAGCUUGAUCCUGGAGGAGACAUGAAGACCACAGGGGACACAACCUUUGGGAAGGAAGUUGUUCUUUUAAUGCAAGCCCUCAACACCCUAGCCACUCCUGAGGAGAAACUAGCAGCUCUGUGCAAGAAAUAUGCAGACCUGCUGGAGGAGAGCCGCUGCAUGCAGAAACAACUGAAAGCGCUGCAAAAGAAGCAGUCUCAAAUAGUAAAGGAGAAGAUCCACCUGCAGGGGGAGCACAGCAAGGCCAUCCUGGCUCGCAGCAAGCUGGAGAGUCUCUGUAGGGAGCUACAGAGACACAACAAAACACUAAAGGAGGAGAAUGCCCAACGUUCCAGGGAGUACGAAGAGCAGCGAAAGGAGGCCAUGCUGCAUUUCCAGAUGACCUUGGGUGAUAUUGAGGUUCAGAUGGAACAGCACAGUUCCCACAACACCAAGCUGAGGCAGGAGAACAUGGAGCUGGCCGAGAAGCUCAAAAAGCUCAUUGAGCAGUAUGAGCUUCGAGAGGAGCACAUAGACAAGGUGUUCAAGCACAAGGAGCUGCAGCAGCAGCUGAUGGAUGCCAAGCUGCAGAGAAUCACUGAGAUGAUGAAGGAAGUGGAGGAGAAGCAGCAGAGAGAGAGAGACUUUCUGCUGAAAGAUGCCACAGAGUCCAGACGCAAGUGUGAGCUGAUGAGGGAGCAAGAAACACAGCUUAAACAGCAGCUCUCCCUGUAUAUGGACAAGUUUGAGGAGUUUCAGAGCACUUUGGCUAAAAGCAAUGAAGUCUUCACCACUUUUAGACAAGAGAUGGAGAAGAUGACAAAGAAGAUCAAGAAGCUGGAAAAGGAAACAACACAGUGGAGGACCAAAUGGGAGAGCAAUAACCAGGUCCUGCUGCAGAUGGCAGAGGAGAAAACUCUGCGUGAUGGCCACUUCAAGGCACUGCAGGGGAAACUGGAGCUGCUGGAGAGGCUGUGCAGAGCUCUGCAGAAGGAGAGGAACGACCUGAACAACCGGCUCAGCCUCUUCCAGGAGCAGGGAGACAAAGGGAGCGCAGCAACUCCUGAGACACAGCCACAGGAGCCUUCAGCUGGGGAGGAGGAAGAGGAGGUGGAGGACGCAGAUUCGGAGGAUUCGGCACAGGAUGAUGGGCUGGAGACACAGGGGGUCCACCAAGCUUCCAGACCAUCUGAAAUGGACCUCACUGACAAAACCACUACUGCUGUGCCGACAAGCACCCAGCCUGCAGACAGGCCAACCAUAUAGCAGGACUGAAUGAGUCUACGUAGCCUAUGUGGAGGUGAGAAGGGAAGAGUAGAAAAGCUCCACAUGGCUCCAGCCUAAUUCCACAACUAGCCAGAAAAAACAUCUUUGAAUGACAUUUAAUUUCUUUUAAUUGUAGACUUGCCUCUCCAGAUUUCUACAAGGAAAAUUAACCCAUAUCUUUUGUGCGAUAGAUUCAGAACAAUAAAAUGAUAGUAUCAAGGAUUCCGUUCUAAAACUUUGCCCACAUUUAUACUGGUUGUAAUAAUUGGCUUUGUGGCGAGCACUUCGUACUCCCUGUUUUCUAUCAUAACUGUAUUUUCAUAGGAGACUUCCAUGCAGUCAGUUUGAAGCUGCACAAAGUAUAACUGGCCUUUUAUUUCUCUAUUCACAUGGUAUCUUCCUGCAGUGUCAUGUCUUGUGUUUGGGAAUUCUAGUUUGAUUAAAUUCAAAAUGGGUACUUCA